Messenger RNA from Colletotrichum spaethianum, 750 nucleotides. Its product is annotated as ER membrane protein complex subunit 7. The transcript has 3 exons. The record is from RefSeq and is a predicted model, not a curated record. Gene Ontology annotation, cellular component: EMC complex. NCBI's taxonomy places the organism in Eukaryota, Fungi, Ascomycota, Sordariomycetes, Glomerellales, Glomerellaceae. The coding region runs from base 1 to 750 and encodes 249 amino acids.
AUGCGCCUCCUCGAAUCCCUCGUCGCCCUCGCGGCCUACACCACAACCUCCCUCGCCCUCGCGGCCGCCCUGACCCUCUCGGUUCCCUCAUCACCGGCUCUGCCAAACCCCUACACGCUCCCGCCUUCGACGCGCGCGACCCUCUCGGCGCUGGGCGCCUCCUUCUCCGCCCCGCUGUCGGUCAAGAACACCUUUGUCUUCACCAACGUCACCGCGCCCGGGUCGUACCUGGUCGAUGUCCACUGCCUGACGCACGCAUUCGCGCCGCUGCGCCUGGACAUCGCCGCCGACGGCAGCCUGUCGGCGUGGGAGACGUACCGCGGCAACGACUGGGACAACAGGGGCGAGGUCUACACGGCCAAGGACUUUGAGAGCGGCGGCAAGGGCUUUGAGGUGCGGGUUCUAGGAGGAAAGAACUACUUUUUGGAGAGGAGCAAGUUCUCGAUCCUUACCAUCCUCAAGAACCCAAUGAUCCUGCUUGGUCUCGUCAGCAUGGGUAUCUUCCUCGGCAUGCCCUACCUCGUCGACAACAUGGACCCCGAAAUGCGCGCCGAGUUCGAGGAGCGCCAGAAGAGCAACCCCAUGAACAGCAUCCUCGGCGGCGGCGAUGCUGGCGCUAACCCCAUGGGCAACUUCGACAUGGCCGCCUUCCUGGCGGGCACCGGCAAGAAGGAAGAGUCCUCCGGCUCCGGGUCCUCAAACGGCGGCGGCAGCGGCAACGGAAAGAAGGAGAAGGGCGUGCGGAGGUGA